Molecule: messenger RNA, 881 nt
Organism: Drosophila albomicans
Lineage: Eukaryota; Metazoa; Arthropoda; Insecta; Diptera; Drosophilidae
Product: carbonic anhydrase 3-like
Exons: 5
Cellular component (GO): cytoplasm
Molecular function (GO): carbonate dehydratase activity; zinc ion binding
Source: RefSeq, a predicted model, not a curated record
UUGUUGUAGAAGUCAUUCUUAAAACAUUAAAAAUGUCGAAUUUAUUUUGUCAACUUUGGAUACUAUUGCUUUUUGCCUCGACACAUGGAGUUCAUAUUGAUACGGGACGUAACACGCACAUGGUUCAUUGGAAUCAUGACCAGAAUGGUAGAGAUUGGGAAGGAUUAUGCAGAACCGGAAAAAGUCAAUCCCCCAUUGAAUUGACGAAAAGAUUCAGCGAACAUAAGCGAUUACCAAACCUAAAUUUUCAAAAUUACUUUGAACAUUUCGGAAAACCGUCAGUAUUGAAAAAUACUGGGUAUACAUGCAGCUUUAAAAUUGGGAAAACAAGAUUUUCUGAAAAUUUAGAAGUAAGUGGUGCUGAUCUUAAAGGUACAUACAUAGCGGAAGAGCUUCAUUUCCACUGGGGAUCCAUGGUCAGUAAAGGAGCUGAGCAUAUAAUAAAUGGACGGCGCUACGAUGUGGAGAUUCAUGUGGUUCAUCGUCGUUCAAUAUACAAUACCAUGCAAGAAGCUAUUUUACAUCCCGAUGGAUUAGCUGUAUUGGCGAUUAUGAUUCAUAUUCCAGAUUAUCGUGAAAGUGGAAAUUACACAGAUGCAAGGCAUAGAGAUAUCCAUAGGAAUUUAACGACACUUGGUGACUUAGCGCCACAUUCGCAUAAACGUUUACAUCAAACACCGCAAUCCAUGGAAGAUUUUUUAAUGCUUCUUCCUCGAAUCCAAGAAUAUCAUUCGACAACAUUAGUACACCCAGCUGUUACGGUUGGAAUCAUCCUCAAGAAAUUGGAGAUACAUAAUUUUUAUAGUUACCAUGGCUCGUUGACCACACCGGAUUGCCAAGAGUCUGUCCAUUGGAUAGUAUUUCGGGAGCCGUUGAUUGUC